Molecule: messenger RNA, 799 nt
Organism: Aureobasidium subglaciale EXF-2481
Lineage: Eukaryota; Fungi; Ascomycota; Dothideomycetes; Dothideales; Saccotheciaceae
Exons: 1
Coding region: 146-475 (109 amino acids)
Source: RefSeq, a predicted model, not a curated record
UUUUGUAAUGUUUGAUGAGGGGAAGAGGUUGGAUGGUUAUGAGGAUUGAAUAAGUAAGUGCAAUGUCAUGUCAGUCUCAUCAUAUCGUUCUCUUCGUUUCCUUCCACAUCGUCCUCCGUCUGCAGAAACACCCAGACAAGAAAGAAUGCCUUCUGCAACAUACUCUUACGCUGCUCAGCCCAGUGCACCAUGGGCUGUCUCAACAAAGACGUCUGCGUAUACUGCUGCAUCUCAGCCUUACCAACCAUCUCCUGUUUACGGCCAGCUAUAUCAACCUCCGCCUUCAAGGUCCGAAAGUACCAGCUCAGGCGGAGGCUCAUACUCGAUCCCGAGUAGAGCCCAGUCUAUAAGCUCAUACUCGGGUAGUGAGAGCAACAGUCCCGUAGAUGCGCUUAGCUACAUGGGCGGACGCCUCAACAGGGCAGUGGAUCCUGCACCCCUGGAUCGUAGCCUCGCAGUGCAAGCUCAGAGGUAAACCUUCCCUGGAGACAUGAUUGAGGUAUAGCUUACUGAUGCUACGGCUAGAUCUGGCGAGCUCAAUGCCAAAACUAGGGAGCUACAGGCUCUACAAGCAUUGGCACAGUCUCGACUCAAGUCUGCCAAAAGAAAUUUUGCAGAUGGCAUCCAAGCUGCUAGGGAUGUCCAGAGAGAUCUAGAAUGGACCCAGGGAAGAGUCGGGUAGGUUGCCCACGUGUUUGCUCUCAACAAUGAGAAGGACUGACACAGAAUCAGAGCAUUGAACCAAAGAGUAGCUCAAAGAUGGCCGGCUCAAUACACGACAGCGAACUCACGCUUCCCU